Messenger RNA from Fonsecaea multimorphosa CBS 102226, 1971 nucleotides. RefSeq lists its product as uncharacterized. The transcript has 6 exons. The record is from RefSeq and is a predicted model, not a curated record. The coding region runs from base 1 to 1971 and encodes 656 amino acids. Gene Ontology annotation, biological process: DNA-templated transcription. Gene Ontology annotation, molecular function: zinc ion binding; DNA binding; DNA-binding transcription factor activity, RNA polymerase II-specific. NCBI's taxonomy places the organism in Eukaryota, Fungi, Ascomycota, Eurotiomycetes, Chaetothyriales, Herpotrichiellaceae. Gene Ontology annotation, cellular component: nucleus.
AUGUCUCCCGCCGAAUUUCCCGCCGCGAGGAAGUAUCGGUCGCGGAAGCAGAAGCCUUGUGACAAUUGUCGCCGUCGGCGCAUCUGCUGUGUUCGAGAUGCAGAAGGCGCUUGUGCGCUGUGCAGCAGACGCUCAAUCCCGUGUACGUUCAGCUCGGAGCCGUCUCCUCGGAAGCGUCGAGCGGGAUCGCCUCCUGCUGUGAAGCCGCGGGGGCCGGCUGCUCAAGACGAUGCUUCGGAGGAACCGCUCGGGACUUCAGCCAACUCUGGUGAUGCUGGCCCUCACUUGGUAGUUCCCACUGCCAAUGUGACGGGAGCACGAAGGAAUGGAGUCGACGGGAAAUACGUCGGGUUGAGUGGCACUGACGAUGUCUACUUUGUGGCCGAGCGGAAUCAACCCGUUGGCAAUGAUCCUGCCCACGAGGCUUACUUUCGAGAACGUGCAGGUUCAUCCACGUCGGUGGCGUCCGCCUCCUCGACCCAUCGUGCUCGUUCGAUAGAGCCGAGUGCUUCGGUGGUGCAGGCGAUCUUUCUCGAGAGGUCCCACCCUGCAAUUCCACUACUGGACGAAAGUCUCAUCAAAAGCCAGAAGCAGUCCAGACUGCUCACGAAUGCAAUCGCCAUCAUCUCAAAAUACACAUCGCCAGAGCUGGAAGGGCUCCACAAUAAUGUCCUGAUUGAAGAUAUGACGGCGUCUUUGCUCCUGGAAGCACGAACCCCGACGCUGGAGACGAUCGAGGCCGCCAUCCUUUUCACUCAGAGAGCGUUGCGAGGGAAAAUCAGGAGUACGAGUGCUCCUGGAAUGUAUGCGGCGAUCGGAUGUCUCGUGGCUAUGUGCCACGACCUGGGGUUAAACAUUGACUGCUCUACCUGGAAUAUACCAGAGUCGACAAAGCGACGGAGGAAACGUCUAUGGUGGGCGGCUUACAUGCAAGACAAAUGGUUUGCCAUGGCUCUGGGGAGGCCUUCGUUCAUCAACGCCUCCAACACCACCACACUCAAUCUGACAGAGUCUGACUUUGAGGAGGCUUCCUCGUCUUCCUCGGAAGCGGGCGCAAAGAGGCCAGAGUUGGUGACAGGAAUACAUUGUUUCGUGGCAAUGGCCGCAUUGACCGUCAUUCUCGACGAAAUCCUCUCCAUUUUUUUCACCAUCAGCUCCGUCGUUAGCCUUCGAGAAGUCAGCGGCGAACAUAUCGUCGAUAUCGCGGAAAGGAUUGAGUCCGGGUUGGACGUCUGGCGCUCCAAACACCUCGAUCAGAUCCUGAUACAGCGCUUCUUUCCCGAUGUGACUGGAAGUCUGGAGCUCGCGUACAUCACGGCCAGAAUAAUGCUUCUCCGCGGCAUCUUCCCAAAGCUCUACCGGAGGAACUUCCCUUUGGACCGCUUUGUGGAGCGGGCGAUCGAGUCCACCACGCAGGCCAUCACGCUGGUCGAAACUCUCCAGAUCCACAGGUUGAGCGCUUUUUGGUGGUCAUGCUCGGGCUUCAAUCUGGCUCUUGCAGGCACCUUCAUGGCCAGUCUCAAGCGGCUAUCGCCCAACCCGGACCGCGCCACAUACUGGGCCAGCCGCCUGAAGUACUACCGGACGCUUCUCGCUGCCCACGGGGUCAGCUUCUGGCCCGCCAAAUUCGCCGCCAUGGCCCUCAACGACAUGGCCAAGAGCCUGACCAAGGCAACCGAAGCCGGCGCCAGAGCAUCAUUCACACCAUCGUCAGCAACGGCAUCGGCAUCAGUGGCUGCGGCGGCAGCAGGUGCGGCUGGUACGGGCAUGACUCCAGCGGACACAACAACGCCGAGCCAUUUCGACGCGUUUACCAGCCCGCUGACAACAUCCAGUGGCGUGUCGUACGACUUUUUCCCGCACAGCCUGACCGACCUCAACGGGCCGGACUUCUAUCUCGAUUUGUGGGGUGGCGGCGAUGGGUUCCAGUGGGGUGACCCUGAUCCUGUCACCAGCCCCCUGAUGCAAUAG